GCGCUGGAAUCUGUAGGCUUUGUCUCGACUUCCUGUGCAAGUGUCUGAUCGCUCGAAUACGCACUUGGCUUUUUCAAUUCGACCUCUUCUAGACGCUGGAGACUGUGGCCCUCAGUCAGCAGACCUCCAAGAAGGCACAGUCUAAUGAAAGGCGCGUUCAUGAAAUACAUCGACCUGCUAGCCUGAGCAUAUGCAUGCGAGAUCUCCCGCUUUUGUGCGGAGGCAGCGCCAAGUGCGUUCAAGUCCGGAGUGUGGUAAGCCAUCUGCGAGAGGCUGACGAAGUCUGCAGGCCGAUCAUUGGUUGGAAGAUGCACCAAUGCCGAUACCUUCGACUAGAAGGACAAGAGUCAUGGCGUACUUUGGCGUGUCGACAUCGAAUAUACAGGUCAGGCCAACUCCGAGCGUCCAGCAAAAGAGCCCAAGCCAAAUGGUCUCUCCAUAACGUCCUUUCCAGGAUAUAUACUGGUCUGAGAGAAUCGAAGCUACCAUCUAUAUACCGGUCAUUGGUAACAAAAGAGCGCCCGAUAUAAAAGUUGAGAGUUGGUAUGCAUUCUAAAAAAAAACAGUGGUACGUAAAUACAAUUGUGAGUAGUACACAGUGUCGAAUAGUGUGGUUUUGUAAAA
Didymella exigua CBS 183.55 is the source of this 624-nucleotide messenger RNA. RefSeq lists its product as uncharacterized. Bases 195 to 530 code for a protein of 111 amino acids. Lineage: Eukaryota; Fungi; Ascomycota; Dothideomycetes; Pleosporales; Didymellaceae. The transcript has a single exon. The record is from RefSeq and is a predicted model, not a curated record.